Coffea eugenioides is the source of this 1878-nucleotide messenger RNA. RefSeq names its product lysM domain receptor-like kinase 4. The transcript has a single exon. The coding region runs from base 1 to 1878 and encodes 625 amino acids. Gene Ontology annotation, biological process: protein phosphorylation. NCBI's taxonomy places the organism in Eukaryota, Viridiplantae, Streptophyta, Magnoliopsida, Gentianales, Rubiaceae. The record is from RefSeq and is a predicted model, not a curated record. Gene Ontology annotation, molecular function: protein kinase activity; ATP binding.
AUGAUGAUCCAAUUUUGGUUUCUAAUUUGGCUAAGCAUCGGACUAAGCUGGGGUGAUCAAUACUAUGAUGAAACAUUAUGUUCUUCAGGUGUUAAUCUUCCGGGAACGAGGUACACCUGCAGUUCUUCGCCUCAAGAAUGCCAAACUUUCUUGGUAUACAGGGCAGACGAAAAGUUUCAGACUAUUGCAAAUAUCUCCAGCUUGUUUAACGUGACGCCUGAAGAAUUACUUGCCAAGAACAAUGCGAUCUCAUCUUCGUCUCAGAUUCUUGAGCCAGGCAUGGAGGUCCUAGUUCCCAUUGUUUGUUCAUGCAUCGAGCAAUUUUAUGAGGCAAAUGUCAACUACAUUUUUCCAGGGAGCAUGACGUUAGUAAAUGUUUCUUGUGGAGUAUUUGAAGGUUUGCUGAAAUCAAUUACCUUGAUUGAAGCAAAUCCCUCAGCAAAUACAACUCUCCAGGUUGGUUCAAUGCUUCAGAUUCCUCUGAAAUGUGCCUGUCCUGAAAAACUCUCUAGCAAUGUAGGGGUGAGAUAUCUUGUUACCUACCCAUUUAUCGAAAAUGACAAUCCUAAUAAAGUGAGCAAAAAGUUCAGCAUUCCUGUUGGUGAUCUAUUGGAAGCUAACCAUUUGGAUCCUUUAGCCACUGUUUAUCCACAAACAACUAUUCUAGUACCCCUAAAAUCAGAACCAUCAAUUAUUUACGAUGUUCCAGCUUCCGAACCUCCAAAUUCUCCAGGCUUUGUCCCCACAGAACCCGUAAGAAGACGCAACAAAAGCACACAACUGAAGAGAGUGUACAUUUCAGUUUCAGUUGUUGGCUUUGUUCUGGUUCUUGUGACUUUGAUUGCUUGUGGUUUAUAUGUUAAAGCCUUAAAGAAAUGCAAGGCCGAAAAUUUAAAUUCUUUUGCACGCAGAAGCCCCAUGACCUCAUGUUCGACGCCGAGGAGUUCACAAUUAUCUGGUCCAACACCAGCUAAAAGCUCAAACGCUUCAUGUUUGUCUCCUGAUUUGCUUGAAAGCAUCAGGUAUUCACUGGGCAACUAUAGUGUAGAAGAGCUCAAGAAAGCUACAAAUGAUUUCAGUGAAGAAACUAGACUAAUGGACGAUGUUUACAAGGGGAUCGUCGAUGAUUCUGAAAUACUGAUCAAACGAACAAGAUUCGAGGACACAAGGCAAGUUAUCGAAAUCCAUUCAAAAAUUAACCAUGUUAACAUAGUUAAACUCCAUGGCGUUUGUUAUGGUGAAAAUGACUUCUCUUGGUCUUAUCUGGUGUUCGAGUUUCCGGGUAAAGGUAGUUUAAGAAGGUGUUUAUCUAGCUCAGAUCCAUCUCUUAGGUGGAACCGCCGUACGCAAAUAGCCUUUGAUGUUGCAACAGGGCUACAUUAUUUACAUUACUGUAUGGUUCCUCCCUACACUCACAUGCAUGUAAAUAGCAAAAAUAUUUUUCUAACGCGAAGUUGGAGGGCGAAAAUUGCUGUAUAUGGGGGAAGUAUGCCGCCAAUUGGAUCCUCAAAUGAUCAUGAAAGCAUAACCAGCACUGGAGGGUGGGGUGUCUCAUCAGAACAUCUUGUUCAUGGUUCAGUAUCUGAAAAUGAGGAUAUCUUUGCAUUUGGGAUUGUUUUACUUGAACUUAUCUCAGCAAAGGAGGAUUUGGAUGGACAGUCAUUGAUUGAAUCAACUGCAUUUUUAGGAGGGGGUGCCAGUGAUCAAGGAGGAUGUUUUAAUCACUUGAGGAAUUUUGUGGAUCCAAAUCUAAAGGAAGAGUACCCUCUGGCAGAAGCACUGUGUCUUGCUGUUUUAGCUAAAGCUUGUAUUGAAGAUGAUCCACCACACAGACCAUCUAUGGAUGAUAUCCUUAAAGUCCUUGCCAGAAUGGUUUAA